Arvicanthis niloticus (Nile rat) is the source of this 4209-nucleotide messenger RNA. It is a transcript of the gene Tfam, whose product is annotated as transcription factor A, mitochondrial. Gene Ontology annotation, biological process: regulation of transcription by RNA polymerase II. The record is from RefSeq and is a predicted model, not a curated record. NCBI's taxonomy places the organism in Eukaryota, Metazoa, Chordata, Mammalia, Rodentia, Muridae.
GACAACACCAGCGUCACGAAGCAGAGCUGGCAGCCGAGGUGCCCUGGUCCAGCAACAGCCUUCAAGCGGCCCAGCAAAACACACGGCGGCGGGGGCCUGCGGCGACGGCGAGGCUCAGCAACAACCACUCCAGACCGAGCCCGCUCUGCUUAGCCGCAGGCUCCGCCCCCUCCUCAACCCCGCCCACUAAACGGUGGGGACGCACAACGCCUCUCGUCUAUCCCGCCUCCUGCCGCAGACCGGAAGUCCGGGCUUCCCACAGUGCCCCGCGCCGCGGCGGGCAUGAUAACAAGCCCCCGGAGAUCCCCACGCUGGUAUUUUGUCUGUGUGUAGGCGCCGAGACGAACCGGACGGCGACGGGCCAACAGUAGCCGGCCCGAGCGAUGGCGCUGUUCCGGGGAGUGUGGAGCGUGCUAAGAGCACUGGGGCGCACGGGGGUCGAGAUGUGCGCGGCCUGUGGGGGCCGGAUACCCUCGCCUGUCAGCCUUGUCUGUAUUCCGAAGUGUUUUUCCACCUUGGGUAAUUAUCCAAAGAAACCUAUGACUUCAUACCUUCGAUUUUCUACAGAACAGCUACCCAAAUUUAAGGCUAAACACCCAGAUGCAAAACUUUCAGAACUGGUUAGAAAAAUUGCAGCCCAGUGGAGGGAGCUACCAGAAGCAGAAAAAAAGGCUUAUGAAGCAGAUUUUAAAGCUGAGUGGAAAGCAUACAAAGAAGCACUGAGCAAGUAUAAAGAACAGCUAACUCCAAGUCAGCUGAUGGGUUUUGAGAAGGAAGCCCGGCAGAAACGGUUAAAAAAGAAAGCACUGAUAAAAAGGAGAGAAUUAGUUUUGCUUGGAAAACCAAAAAGACCUCGAUCAGCAUAUAACAUUUACGUAUCUGAAAGCUUCCAGGAGGCUAAGGAUAACUCCACUCAGGGAAAAUUGAAGAUUGUAAAUGAGGCUUGGAAAAAUCUAUCUCAUGAAGAAAAGCAGGCGUAUAUUCAGCUUGCUAAAGAUGAUAGAAUUCGUUAUGACAAUGAGAUGAAGUCUUGGGAAGAGCAAAUGGCUGAAGUUGGACGAAGUGAUCUCAUCCGUCGCAGUGUGAGACGAUCAGGAGACACCCCUGAGAAUUAAGAUAGAAGAUGGAGUUGUCCUUGGAAUUAGGCAUAAGAAACCAGUUAGGUCUCAAAGCCUUAACUUGUUACAUUAGAAAGGAUAAAGGUGGUUAACCUUUGACAUUCAGUUCAUUUUUCUGUAGCCCAUGGACUUCUGCCCAUUGAAUGCAUUUCUGUUAAUGUUUUGAGCCUUGACAGUAGAAGAUCAUGCCAAGUUCUGCCUUUUGCUUAAGAACUGGGAUGGAGACUGUGUGCAACCGCAUGCAGCGUGAAUCAUUCUGUUUGAUGGAGUAGAUAGACUGUGAAGGGACUUUCUCACUGGUGACAGGUGCGUGUGGUUUGUGAAGUUUUUACACUGAUGACCGUUACAUGUGGGUGUACCCCCUUGUGUCCCGGGCCCAGAGCUGCUCUCACAGCUGUGGCAGAGCUAUGAAUAAUUGCAUUUUCAAAGAAGCUUCCAGGCUUUUCUAGAUGAAGUGAUUCCUAGACCUAGAUCAUGUGUAGAGCUGAUGUUUGUACAUAAGAAGUGAUUGUUGAUAUCCUAGUAGCAUUUUAUAGUAGAAACAGAGAGAUUUACAAAUCCUUCUCAAUUAAGAAAUUAUGUACCAAGUCUAUGCAUAUGUUUUUAUUGCAUAGAAUAAAAACUCUAAUUUUUCAAACAUGUUUCUGAAUUAUGUAUUUUAAGAUGAACCAUUUGGUUAACAGAUUUUUGUUUUUUUUAAAUUUAGGUAGGGACUUUAUUUUUAUGAAUUACCUUUCAUUUGAGAGUAUUCAUAGAGCUUGUGUAGUAAUAAAUUUUUAAAUGAGAAAAUGUGAAAAACAAAUCUCCAGAGUCAGAAAUCUGAAAGAUUAUCCAUGACAGCUAAAGGCCUGUGCAGGAGAGAGCCAACUGUGUUGAACUGGCCAAGUCCAGCCCACUGGCUAACUGCUUUUCAGGGCUUAUUCAUCAAGAAAUGUAAUUAUGUUGUAAAUAGGUUUUUUAAAAGGAAAGUAUCAAGAAAAUUGAUAUGCUCUUUAGUGUUUGUGAGUAGAAUUUCUUGGAACACAGCCACAUGCUUUCUUGGGUUUGUUGUGUGUGGGUGCUCUGUGCUUCAGAGACUAUACUGGGAAGCCACAGCCUACAGGGAUGGCCCUUUGUAGACAGUUUGCCACCAUGGUUUGUAGCAUGGGUGUCUCAUGGCUGCUGGGCAUGCAAGGCUGUUUUCCUCAGAUGUCCUUGAUGUUUUUGUGAUACUGUCACCCUAUCUUGGGGUCAUUGCUGAGUACCUAUAAGCCUUACUGUUAGCAAGGAAAAUAUUCUUUAGCCUGAAAUACUCGUGUAGCACAGUACAGAAGGCCGCUGUAUGGAGUGAAGCCCUCCUAAUCUUUACUGCUGCACAGGAGAAAGUGUCUUCCCCACUUUGAGCUGGCACAUCCCACAAGCCCUUGCCAAGCCAGAGCCAACACUUUUUAGUAUCUGUCUUGUUCUAGAGAACAGGUAGCUUUAACCACCACACCACUGAGCCGAUCUCAGAGACACAGGGCAACACAGAGUUCAUGCUCACGUGUUACGUAUUGAGGAGGUUUAGAGAUUGGACACUAGGAUACGAAGUUUGUAGCCACUGAGCUUGACUCGGAACAGAAGGACACAUGGAGGAGAGAUGUAAGAGUUAUAUGUGUAAAACUGGCUAUUUGAGCUGGGUAGAAAACUUGCCUAGAAUGUUCAAGGCCUUGGAUCCAAAUCCCAGAACUGCAACUCUCCCCACGAGAUAAUCAGAAUUUUGAAGAUAAAUUUAAGAAAAAAAUUUUUCCCAUGGAUUGGAAUUCAGGCCUGUAGCUGACAUAGUGUGAAGAUGGUGGAAGGAGGCCAGCAUGAGCUGGUCUUACUAGUCUUUCGAAGUGCAAUUCCAGGAGAGACGUGAGCUCUGCACUCCCUUGGUCUCUGGAAAGGAAUUGCAUGCUGUCCUUAGAACGGAGAAAAUGGUGACUCAGCAUUGACCCUGUGCUUCAGAGCACCUCAGGAGCAGCAGGCACUACAGAGAUACAGUGAUGUUAGAGAUGCCCAGAGCUCUAAGCAUGUUACCACUUAUCCCCACUCAUAGCUUCCCAGGCACAGUGGAGCGUGCUCCAGAGCUCACAGCUCAGUCUAGGAAGGGAAUGGAACACGUAGAGGGGCCCGGACCAAAGCCAAGCAUGGUACUUUGUUCAGUUUGGUUUUCCUUGUUUAUAAAACAAGCUUACUGUUUACACUGUAAUCUGCUUUCCAUGUUUUGUUUUUUUUUUUUUUUCCCCUAAAGACAGAGUCUUUCAGCAAAAAGCAGUUGCCAGAGGAGCCAGGAAGGUGUUGGGAGGAGCUGAAGGCAUGCGGUGAUGCUGCCUUAGGUCUUUGAUACUUCUGAGAUCAGAGUGGCACAGCAGGGUUCAGAUCAUCCCCCCCACCCCCCAAGGCUGACAAGGCCUUGGUGCUGCUUCGCCUUUCUUACUGUUGUGUGACUGCAAACAGGCAGCCCUUUUUUCCAACUCCAUUUUCAGCAGUGCCCUUAAAAACAACAAACCCUAGUUGGUCCAAGUGUGUAUUUCUGAAUCUAAAAGCUGGUGUUAGCAUACUUUAAAUGGUAGGUAGCUAGAAAGUCUUCCUGGGUUCGCCCACACUCACUGUACCACCAGGGGGCGCUGAAACCGCAGCUUUAAUGUAGGCAGAGCCAUAGUGUCCAUCAAUUCUGUGGCCAUAUUAUUGUAAGAAUAUUCUUCCUCUGACAACCCUUCUCCCAGGUUUUGUUUGUUUGUUUCUUUGUCAAGACGGUUUCUCUGUGUUGUCCUGGCUGUCCUGUAACUCACAAUGUAGGCCAGGCUUUCUUCAGACUCAGACCUACCUGAGAUUAAGUGCUGAGAUUAAGAUCGUGCCUCACCACCACUGUCUGGCUUCCUCCCUCCUCUUCCACAUUUGCCACCAGCCUGUCACUGACAAGUUUGCAAAUGCUAAAACAGUGUCUGUGUUUUUGAAGUGUAAAGCAGAACAUACUUCUCUUUUUUAUAGUUGAGCUUAAAGAGGUAAAAUGAAGGAAUGUAUUUACUCUGAAUUUGUAAAACUUCCUAAGCAAAAAAGUAAAAUUAUGCACAACUGGUACCAUCAA